CUUUUUCUUUCUCCAGAAUGUCACUGAGUCACAUUUCCAGCACCACAACAUGCUGUUGAAACUUCCGAUCCCUUUGCACCCGAGCCUCUAAUUGCAGCUCCUCCCUUAUCAUUCAAAGGGUGCUCUUCCCCAGCCCUAUACGCGCUUGCCAAUUAUUUAAAAGAUAUGGGCUGAAAAUAAAACAGCCUUUGAAUCAUGUAUACAACAUUCACUAGGAAAUCACAUUCUAGUUCCUCACAACCCGGACACAUUUGUGACCUUUUCUGAAGUCAUACAGUGAGUGUCUCCUACCACGAUCAGCCGAGUUCAGGGAAACAACUCGCACUUGAAUGCUGUUCCUUCCAUAUGGCUGACCGACAGAAAAAAAUAUCUUAACUUUUUGGUAAACUUGUACCUCACUUUGGCCUAAAGCAAGGAUGAGCGACUGCAAAUAGAUGAAUGAUGAAAAUAUCAGCCCUCGCACAUUCUACUAAGUUUUGAUAUAAUUUAAUAAUAAUAACGUCAACACAACUGGUGUUAAUUAUGUUGAGUAGAGGUAGCUGUGCAAAUUAUUGACCCAGAUCUGAAAUAUAAAUCUGUAAAACUUAAUUAAUUAAUUUAAUGUCAGCAAAUCCUUGUAAGUCCUUUCAUUGAACAAAAAUAGAGACAUUGCUAAGUUUUGAGGCUUGUCGUACAAGAACUGUUGCUGUCAUGCUGCACUCUCUCGACACAUUCCUCCCCUGGCUGCGUUGCUCACUUCUCUGCUGCUCUUCACAUAAAUAGGCACAGCAUGCUGGUGCAAGAUGUCCUCUAAAUUGGAAACAAGCACAACAAAAAUCUAUGAACUUUGUAUUUGACUUGUUGUAAAAACGAUAUAUAUAUUAUGGCUGUCCAGGAAUUAAAUUUUUUAAACAUGAAUAAUGGCGUGGGCUUUCUCUAAGCUAAGGCGUUCUUUUUUUUAAGGGGGUGGCGGGGUACAAUUUGUAAACAUUUAUAUUUUAAUUCGACAUAUCUUUGUUUUAUAUAUGUUUAUUUAUCUAUGGCAUAUAGAUAUAUUUUAAUAAAAUCUAUAAUUUGUUAUCAUUGAUUUGAUAUUUUAAUAUACCAAAUAAAAUAAACAAAACAUUAAUAUGAAAAGUUAGGAAAAAAAUAACAACUCACCAAAAGGCCUGUGCCCCAAAGCACUUAUUUCAACAUCAAUUCCAUUCUUGUUCUAUUCCACAGGAAGACUUCAAUGAUUGAUUGUACAGUUUAUCUGCGCACAUUUUCAGGUCAUAAAUGACAAUAAAUGCCAUAAUUGGGCUGUGUCAAACACCCCACUGCGUCUGUGACAGUCAAUCCGCCUCAAAGUGCCACAUUUUGGGCUAAGAAGACAAAAUUGCGCCUAGCCGGACAACAGGGAUUUCACACACAUCUUCUCUGCCGUUGUGGCCAAAAAUAGUUUGUCUCGGGCAGCCACGACAGCAGCGCGAAGUGCCUGGUGGUUGGGAGAGUUUCAUCCAAACAUACUCGAAAACAACUAUAAUGUGUCAUGCCGGUCUGCCAGGCGGGUUCGCUCUAGCCUCAGCUUAUUUUGACCAUAAACACGUUCAGGAACAGUUGUCCCAAUCGUAGUUAUUCAAUAGAAAAUUAAAAAAGGGAAAAUAGUCCCUGAACGCAGAGUAAAUGUGAGGGUUAAUGUGCCACAAAGAUAAACAGGCCAUGUGGAAAAUUACAAUGAUGACACUCAAAUUUGGCAUGGUAUGGCAUCUAGCCUUCAAAUAACAAACAAAUGCCCUAUGUACCAAUCGCUAUAAAACAAACAGUAGUAAGACAUACAGUAUGGGAAAUGAUAAAACAACUGAAAAACAAAUUCAAAUCUUAGUUGUUAUCUAAAACUAUUCCACUGGUGACAUGACUUCACAAAUGCUUUAAUCUUUCAGGUUUCUUUUCUACUAGUUUCCUCAAUUGUCCAGGGCAAACUGUUCAUCUGAUUAACUUCCUUGUCGCUUCAGUGGUUAACAUGAUUUGUUUUUCUGCUUUUGAUACCACUUUCUGUUCCUAACGGUCCCUCCGAGUGUCUAUGCAGCUUUGCGCCACAGACAUCUUUCACUUCUUAUUUGAGUUUCCUGCUCUGCUGCUCGUGUUGAGAUCAAAUGUGACCAUGUUCCCAACCCACUGUGUCAGCAUUCUGUCAUUACUGUACAUGUUUCAAGCUAUUUUUAUCCAUCCCCAUGACUAUGUCCAUGCUGACAGUAAAUGUUUGGAAAGCUUACAUAUGACAUGUUUACCAAACUCAACCUUAUGUAAAUGUAUUUUGAUUUAUUAUAGUUUUAGUUAUUGGAUAUUUGAUUAAAGUGGAACCUUGAAAGUCAAACAAAUCUGAGUUUGUUUAAAAACCAAAAAUCCCUAAAAUCGCUCAAAACUUGAAUGUUUGAACCACUGUCUUUGAUGAAGAUACUUCAGGGAGAACAUCAAAGGAGUACCUCAGCUUUGGGAUUUUGAUAUUCAACAGUGGAAACUUCAAACAAUUGCACCAACACAUUUUUUCAGUGUUUGAAUCUUAGAGGUUCCACUGUAACUUUUUCAUUUGAAAAUGACAGUACUGCUCAUUUGCGACACGUUCCAGCAAGGUUAUCUGAUAUAAAGUACAGAAUAAACACAGCUUUCUUUCCUCUGUUUUUUAGCGUGUAUUGUGGAAAAAUGUUUCAUCCAGCAUGUCACAGAUCUGCCGCCAAAGUGCCAGUGAAUGAAAAAAAGGAACAGGUAAGAAGCACCAUGAGCGAGGCCUCCAACAACAUGGAUGGAUCUGACUGUGCUGCAAACCAAUCCAGUGCAGCAGCAAGAGCACCGAGACCCCCUAAAAAACUCCACAAUUUUGGGAAGAGAUCCAAUUCUAUUAGGAGAAAUCCCAGUGCUCCAGUUAUCAAGAGGAACUGGCUUUAUAAACAAGACAGUACAGGGAUGAAGCUGUGGAAAAAGAGGUGGUUUGUGCUGUCAGACUUGUGUCUCUUCUAUUACAGAGAUGAGAAAGAGGAAGGCAUACUUGGCAGCAUCCUUCUACCAAGUUUCCAUGUAUCUAUGUUGUCUGUUGAUGAUCACAUCACCAGAAAGUACACUUUCAAGGCAACACACCCCAACAUGCGGACAUACUACUUUUGCACUGACACAGCCAAAGAGAUGGAUUCCUGGAUGAAAGUGAUGACAGAUGCUGCUCUUGUGCAUUCCGAGCCUGUCAAAAGGAUGGACAAGCUAAAAGUGGAACAGUGUGGACCUGAGGGGGUUAAUCACAUAGCCAAUCACAGGCCACCGUUGACACAGCCUGAAAUUGAGAACAACGAGCGCAACCUUGAAGCUGACCGCCAGCAUUCGUCAGAAGAGGACAGGAAGCAGCGAGAUGCCGAGCGCUACGGCUUCCAUAGUGAAGGUGGAGACCACGAUCGCCCUCUCACCAAGAUCAACAGUAUUAAAAUGCAGCCAGCCCAAACGGCAGCUGUCACGGUCAAACAUCCAAUGCCACGGAGCCCAACAGAGAUUGAUGGCGCACAGCAGAGUCCCCAAGUCAAUGGAUCUGGGGAACCCAAUCCAACUGAUAACAAUGGCGUUCCCCCUCAGCUAAAUUCAAACUAUGAGCCGGAAAAGACUUUGAGUAGAACGAGCUCAAUGCAACAACUGGAGCAGUGGGUUCGCACUCAAAGAGGACGAGCACUGGAUGAUGACACAAGAAGCAUCACAUCAUACCAGACACUCCCUAGAAACAUGCCAAACCAUCGGAUGCUCCAUAUGCCUCAUUAUGGCGACAGUUACCGCAGUAUGCCCAGAAACAGUAUGGCACAGAGGGACAGCAUCUGUAGUAUGUCACCAUCAUUGUACGACCAAGCCCUGGGUCCUUCACCGGCUGACAAGCGCCGCUCCGUACGCUCUGACACAAUGUGGCAGCUAUACGAGUGGCAGCAGCGACAAUCCUACAGCAGACCGCCAGGGAUCUAUGGCCACAUGGCCAGCCCUAAAACAAUGAUCAACCUUUCAGAACAUGCUGCACCAACCUACUCUAUCCCACCCUCACCCUCCCAUGGUUCCCUCUCAAUGUACGGGGGCUACCCUCGGCCACGAUCGUGCAACAUGAGCAGUGCCCGCUCUGAGAUCGCUUCUCCCAUUUACCAAAGAGACAUGAGCAUCGACAGGCGACAAAGGCAACAAAUCCCCAAGUAUGGCUACCCACCUGAUAGGAGGUCAAUGCCCGCAGGAAUUCCGGUCCAGUCUGUCACUGCCCUCUCUCUCCAAGGCAAAAGUCCCGAGGAACUGACUUUGCUUCUGAUAAAGCUGCGUCGGCAGCAGGCAGAGCUAAACAGUAUACGGGAGCACACUCUAUCACAGCUUACGCAACUUAACAUGGAUGGCGACAACCAAAAGAACGAUGCUCUGUCACAUCAUCUCCAAAGGACUCUAAUGUAUUUGGACAAUCAGCUGAAGGAAAAUGAUCCUUUAAUCAUCAUGACUCACACUUUGAUUGAGAACUCGGCCCCAAGGCCUCAACUUUACAAGCAACUAAACCCAGCAGACUCCAGAGAACACACCUACAUGCCCGAAGAGGGGGACAUUGACAACAAGCUUAGCCGAUUGUGUGAGCAGGAUAAAGUGGUGAGGACACAUGAGGACAAACUUCAGCAGCUUUACAGAGAGAAGCACACUCUGGAGACAGCGCUGCUGUCUGCGAGCCAGGAGAUCGAAUUGGGCUCAGACAACCCAGCUGCCAUGCAGAGUGUCAUCCAGCAGAGAGACUUACUGCAGAGCGGCUUGCUCAGCACCUGCAGAGAGAUCACCCGGGUCACAUCUGAGUUAGAGCGCUCAUGGCACGAGUAUGACCAGCUAGAAGAAGCUGUGAUCCAGGCUAAAUGCAACCUGCUGGAGCAGCUCAAUGCACUGGGAAGUCCACAGACUGAGCCGCCCAGCCAGCAACAUGUACACAUUCAGAAAGAGCUGUGGCAGAUCCAAGAUGUGAUGGAAGUCCUCAAUAAGCAUAAAGACCAGAGAAAUGCUGAUUGCUCAAUGGGCUUGUAUGGACCCAACUUCAGCAUGAAAACAGAGGAAGAGGACUCUGUACCCCCAAGACCGCCUUUACCCCAGUCAUAUGAGCCCAACCCCCUCACCAUGUCAUCCCAUGCUGGAGUUCGCUCCGCAUCCCUCCACAGAACGGAGGACAGGAAGACCAAUCAGAAGAAUGGCACACAUGGCCAGGGGCCAGACUACCGACUGUACAAGAGUGAGCCAGAGCUGACGACGGUAGCUGAAGUGGACGAGAGCAACGGCGAGGACAGGACAGAACACACAGCUGACCAUCCUGUAAACAAAGGGAUGUCCUACCCAGUUGGCAUUGUUCCACCUAGAACCAAAUCCCCAGUGCCUGAAUCAUCCUCAAUUGCCUCAUAUGUUACCCUUAGGAAGAGUAAGAAGCCUGACUCCAGAAUGGAGCGUCCCCACAGUGCCAUGGAGCAACAGCUGUGCGUGCUGGAGAGCGGACGGCCCCGGAUGAGCGUUGAGGAGCAGUUGGAGAGAAUUCGCCGCCACCAGCAGGGUGCCCUGAAGGAGAAGAAAAAGGGCAUCCGCAUUAGGGGAAGCAGUGAAGAGAACGCGCUUUCCCGUAACAACUCAUUUACAAAAGAUAACCAUUCACGCACUGUGCAGCCUCAAAUUAGACGGAGGGAAGAGGUGAUGAGCACAGACAUUCUGGAGCUUGAAGCCUCACUCAGACAGCAGGAGGUGGUGGGGGAGCAUGAGACGCCGGCCGAAGAAAUCGCACGUCUCAAAGAAGCCUCAAAUUCCGACCGCUUUAACGUGUUUCGAGAACUGUCUGUGCCUGACAAAGUGCUGAUACCUGAACGCUACGUGGAGUCUGACCCGGAGGAGACACUGAGCCCGGAACAGGAAGCCGACAAGCAGAAGAAAGUGGACCGCAUCAAAGCUCUCAUAGCCAAAAACAGCAUGCAGAAUGCAAUACCUACUGUAGCAUUGAGUCCUGUGGAGACUGAGGAGGAGAUUACCAUUCAAGAGAAAGAGAAGAUGAUUAAUAUCUCCUAUGAGCUGGCAGCAGAAGCAUCCAAACGGAGUAAAAUUGUUGCAGUGAAAAGCCCGUUGCCGUCUUCCUCACCCCUCCCACCAUCUCCUAAUACCCCGCCUCAGCUCACUGACGGCUCUCACUUCAUCACAAGCUCUCGCAUCAGUCAAAACGUACACAUGAAGGAAAUAAUAGUGGUGUCAUACCCGCAGACGUGAGAAAUCUCCAAGAUCUCAACCUGACUUGUUUGUUAUCACUGUGACAUCUGAACCCCAACCCCCCACCCGCCCCAUGUCCCCAUCACCAAUAACAUUUCAUAUCCUUGGGACUCCUACACUGCUUUGUUUUGUUCUUAACCUUGGAAAGUUACGAGUUAUCUUUCUAAUUAUUUAUAGACUUUAACAGUUUUUUUCCCCCCAAGCUUUUGGUUGAACAGUUGUUAUUUAAGCAUAUAUUUUUUAACAUGGAAACAUUUGUUGCCUGGAAUUUUGAGUGUAUCAAACAUAAUUAAAGUGAGGCCCCACUUUAGUACUGAUGACUAAUUUGGUUUCUGUUUCUGAAUGUAAAUAUUUAAUUUAACACGUAGCAGUCUGUCUAAAAAUACUGACAAAUGUUGUAUGGAUGUUCUGUUUCUCAAAUUUUGUUUGUCUUUUGUUUCUUUGUAAUUGAGCUUUAUAUUUAAAGAAAGAGAGAGAUGGGGAAAUAUCUCCGUUUGGUACUAUUAUAUGAAAUGUAAUUUUUGUAGGCCUAGAACUAAAAAAAAAAGCAAUAAUUAACCCAAAAGUGUGGAUGCGGGUUGCAUAUUUCUCAGCUGUACAAAGUGUAAUUAAGAUGCUUACUAAUGUAUUUAAAGUCCUUACUACAGAUGUCGGGAGCAUGUAUCGAACAUGUGGUCACAGACUAGAUUUAAUUUACAAAUGUUCAUAUCUCAUGUUUUAUAUAAUAUAAAAUAAAUGUUCCUGUUCUUAAAAAAA
Messenger RNA from Corythoichthys intestinalis (scribbled pipefish), 6987 nucleotides. It is a transcript of the gene plekha5, whose product is annotated as pleckstrin homology domain containing, family A member 5. The transcript is spliced from 26 exons. The record is from RefSeq and is a predicted model, not a curated record. Bases 2662 to 6231 code for a protein of 1189 amino acids. NCBI's taxonomy places the organism in Eukaryota, Metazoa, Chordata, Actinopteri, Syngnathiformes, Syngnathidae. Gene Ontology annotation, cellular component: cytosol. Gene Ontology annotation, molecular function: protein binding; phosphatidylinositol-4-phosphate binding; phosphatidylinositol-3,5-bisphosphate binding.